AUGAUCUUUUCGGACCAAAGAAGCAUCAAAUUCGAAGGAAGAGAUUCUAAAUUUAGAAUCGUCUCAUUAGUCUUACUGGCUGUCGGAGUAAUCUUUCUCGUGGUGGGAAUUGUGCUAACCGUAAUUGCAUUAAAAGAGAAGGAUGAGAAAACGCACGAUUCAAACAUCGCAAAACGGGAGACUUCUCUGUCAGGUGGAUGCGACGGUUCAGAGGAAGCUAAACGAAUUGGCCUCGAUGAAUUCCUUAGUCGAGUUCAGGCAACAUAUUACGAACUUCAUCCUUACGAUGUGUUUCAAGACCCAGACGUAAAAACAGAGACAGUCAAGGCCGAAUACGUUGCUUACGAUCCAACACCAGCCGUCAUUAAAACCCGCACGGAUAAGUCUUUGGCUUUGCUGAAAGAAAUUACUGACAAAAAGAUCAAUGAAGACGCGUUAAAGUCCCGAGAAAGGAAGGCAAUUGCUCAAGUGAAGCAUUAUCUGCAGCAUAUAUUCGGUCAGCCUUAUGAUGUGAAUUAUUACGCAGGAGACUGGAUGUUGGGACCGAAUUUGUUUUGCUGGCAGGCAAUCUGCUACCAUGGAUAUGGUGUUUAUCAAGGCCUGGGAUCAUAUCACAAACCUUUCAAUGCAUCGGACGUGGAGCUCAUAGAAAAGAAACUCAAAACUCACAAAGCUGGUAUUUUACAAUACAUCGAGAACAUGAAGAUAGGAGUUCGCCGAGGAAUGGUCAGAAGUGUAGAAGAGUGCAAAGCUGGUAUUGACUCCAUCGAAUUGGUAUAUUCUGGCAUUUCUUUACACAACGCGACAGGUAUGAAGUUCAAAUAUUUAGACAGUUUUUAAUGAGUUCUUUUUAGCCUUUUUUUCAAUGGACCUUGGAUGAGACGAGAAGAGGUCAUUUAGUGCAUUAAUAAUAGUAAACUUUAUUCAAGUGUCGUGUAACUUGAAUAUUAAUUAAGGACCUUGCAUGAGAUGAUAAGAGGUCCAUAAGUGAAUUGAAGCAAAUAAUAUUAAGGAAAAAACGCAGAUAACAUUUAGAAAAAAAAGGCUCUUCUUGGAACGCAAAUCAAUUAGGCAAAUUCUUAUUCCUUUCAUUUCCUUCCUAGUUGAAGUUUCGCCGCGUGACGUGGCAAACUGAUUGGAGAAAAGUGAGAGAGACGUGCAUUUAAAGCGAACGGCGAUGGAUCAACAAAUUGCUAAUAAAUACUUUAUAGGAUGCUUUAAAAAAAAUGGGAAUACCUCAUCCUCUUUUGAGUUUAAGAGGCAAAACUGCAAACAAAUCAAGAACAUUAAUUGAAAAAGCUUUACCCAAGCGUGGCACCCACUUAACUAAGAGUGAAUUCGUAGAAUUCGUUCACGCUAAUGAGUUUAUCACUAAAUGCUAAUGUGAAAAACCCUAACACAUGGAACAUUUCUUAACAUUUAUUCGAAAACGUCUCGACCGCUGAAUUUUUCCCCGUGAAAAUUUCCAAACAACCGAUUCUGCAAAGGGUAAUGAUUUUCGUCGGGUGAUUGUGAGUGUAAAGUCAGAAAAAGCAGCAAAAGGGCAAGUGUAUUCAAAAGCACCUAUGUAUGCAUUUCCACGGAUUUUACAACUUAACUCUCAGCGAAACAAGAGUCACUAGGUCUCUCUAUUUGAAUUUUUCGUUUAAUUUGCGUGACUAUGAUUGCCAACGUUAGAAUUCACUGGCCUACCCUUGUCGUUAUGCGACGAUGCACAGGAAGCAUAACUCUCCCGAGGUUUGGUCGCCUUUCAGAUGAUCUGGUUGAGUUUUCUCCUCCCGAGAAAACAGGAUCAAAAAACGCCUUUGGAUGAGGAUCGAAUGAAAAUAAAAGAAAAUAAAUUAAAAGAGAACAGCCUUAUAUGUGCGGCGCGAUCGUGCUUGUGUUCAAAAAGCUCAAGACGUGGUGACUCUGUUCAGGAAAAUGGCUCUUCAUAUAAUUCGAAAAGAAAAGAAAUGGACAAUUUUACUUGUGUGUUUCCGUAUGUCUUCGUAUGUCACCCGUCCGUGGCCUUAUGUAUUUGUAUGUAUCCGAUUUGACUCGUGGUACUGAUGUAGUGUUUCAGCCAUGAUACACAGAAUAUUCCAGUUGUUUUGAACAGUCCAAUACAUUCCAACGUGAAUCACUCGUGCGUGCUCGACAGGUCACCAAAAUAUUACGCGCCUCGUGAACACAAAGGAAUAAGAUAUAUAUCCGAUUUGAUAUAUAUCCGAUGAAUCCGAUUUGACUCGUGGUACUGAUGUAGUGUUUCAGCCAUGAUACACAGAAUAUUCCAGUUGUUUUGAACGGUCCAAUACAUUCCAACGUGAAUCACUCGUGCGUGCUCGACAGGUCACCAAAAUAUUACGCGCCUCGUGAACACAAAGGAAUAAGAUAUAUAUCCAUUUGAUAUAUAUCCGAUGUAUCCGAUUUGACUCGUGGUACUGAUGUAGUGUUUCAGCCAUGAUAUACGGAAUAUUCCAGUUGUUUUGAACAGUCCAAUACAUUCCAACGUGAAUCACUCGUGCGUGCUCGACAGGUCACCAAAAUAUUACGUGCCUCGUGAACACAAAGGAAUAAGAUAUACAAAGCCACUGUUCGUGACUUUUUCCGCGCCGAGUUCAUAAGCUAACCAAGACGGCGACCGCAACGCAGGACGUGGCAAAACAAAUUAUCUUAUGAGCAAAACAAUGGCUCAGCACGUGCAUUUUUCAAAUUGGAACUCUGGGUCUAAAACCUGAUUCAUACCGCCACUCAGGGCCUGUUUACAUGGAGAUGGGAGACCCCAGGUAAGUGAGGUAACCCGCCUAGCCGUGGUCGAAAAAUAAAACGCGUUUACAUGCAAUCUUACAACCCCGGGGUGCUGGGGUGAGGUUUCUUGAGGUUGUUGUUGCACUUGCAAUCAAGGAGUUUGAGCAGAAGCGUCCCACGCUCACAUCUCGAGAAAGACGAAAGAGUAAUUCUCGGACACAUAUAUAUUUAUUCAUGAAAGCGUCACCCGUUGUGUUGCGCGGUGUCAGGUUACGCGAGGAACUGUUGACUUAAUAUGUUAUACGGAAUAGUUUGGGAAAACAAAUAUGGUCGAUUUAUGAUGCUAAAUAUUCCGAAAUGUGAACAUUUUACUCUCCUUGUGUGUCCGUUGCGGUUUCGGGUGAUUUCUGCCAUGAGACGGCUAGGAAAUGUACAAAGUUUUAAAACACACAUGUUUCGCUUUUGAGCUUUUUGCCAUUAACGCGGCCCCGGCUAGGCGGGUUACCCCACCUUGACACGUUUAGCUGGCAAAUUGUCACCCCGGCUGGCAGGGUUACCCUACCUGGCAGACCGGGCAACCCGCCUAAGCGGGUCACCCCACCUAUCAUGUAAACGUGAUCAAGAUAAAAUAAGAAAUUAUAUGGACAGGCGGGUUACCCCACUUAGGCGGGUUACCUCACCUACCUGGGGUCCCCCACCUCCACGUAAACAGGCCCUCAGUAGCAACAUGUACUUGACCAGAUGCGAGAACAACGAUUCCUGCUUUUCCAAAGUGACUGCUGUUCAUGCCUCCAUCACGAGUAAUAUCCUAAUUGAGCCUCAUUGUAGAGAAAUAAAUUCUGGGUUCGAAAUUUGCUUUUUGCAGGCGUGCUGAACGAGUGGUUCGUUCAACCCCUGCUGGAUCCACUAUAUUACAGUAAUAUCACAGAAGAGACCGACAAGAAAUGGAAGGCAGAACACAAAGGAAAGAGUGUCAGCGAAACCGUCAAAGAAUAUCUGGUGAAAUAUCUAGGAGAGCCGCUCGAACAGAUGUUGAGGUACUAA
Molecule: messenger RNA, 3774 nt
Organism: Pocillopora meandrina
Lineage: Eukaryota; Metazoa; Cnidaria; Anthozoa; Scleractinia; Pocilloporidae
Source: the annotation of a GenBank genome assembly